Molecule: messenger RNA, 2845 nt
Organism: Pyricularia oryzae 70-15
Lineage: Eukaryota; Fungi; Ascomycota; Sordariomycetes; Magnaporthales; Pyriculariaceae
Exons: 2
Coding region: 335-1675 (446 amino acids)
Source: RefSeq, a predicted model, not a curated record
CACAAACACGGGCACCUCCCUAUUUCCUCGUUCCAUCUUCUGGGGAACAGCCUUUCUUUCUGGUAGGAUUGUCGGAUUAGUCUUGGGGGCCUCUCUCUCUCUCUAUGACAACCUCAUUGCAUUUCAAAAAAAGAUAAUAGAAAGAAGAAGAGGUUUGAGCAUAGUCGGGUUUAACAGCUCUGGAUACUUACUGUAUAGACCAGCCUGCUUGCCUGCUAGUACGGUGCCUUGGUCAUUUUUAUUUUAUCUUUUUUUAUAAUUUUUUACUAUCUCCCCGAGCCUUGCGGUCGUCCGUCGAUUUCUCCGACAUUUCGUCACUCACAAAAUAUCCAAGAUGCCUGCAUACAACACGAGAAAAGUAUCGUUGAGCUUACCUAGCCUGGGAAUCGCUCUACCUGGCAGUGGCGGUAACCAUGGACAGCGCCGCACAACUCCCUCCUCCGCGACUGCCUCGCCGUCGAGCCGCCCAGCGCCAUCGUCCGCACCUGCACCGGCGACGUCAGACCAAACCAGUCAGAGUCAGGCUCGCGCGCAAAUACCUAGCAGCAAGAAGCGCAAGGCUUCAAAUGAUAGCGAAUCUCAGAGCCCGCGCCCGAGCUCGAUAGCAAAGAAACAGCAGUCGCAACCCACACUGACGCCCGUUGCCUCCCGCGAUCCUUCCGAGCCCACCCCGCCGCCUUCUCCUACGCGAUCUGUGGAGAUGGCAGAUGCCGACCCCGUUGUUGUACCGAAACCCUUCGACCUGGAUACCGUCAACGAUGAGAUCGUCGAGGCCGUCAUUAGAGUGCUUAUUAGUCAAGGGAACCGACCGCACCUGGUCAAGGAGCUUGCGACCAUUCUGAUGUUGCAACUCAGGAUAGUUCAACAGUCUGCAAACCCAUGCGCCAUUAUUUCGUCGAGGCUGUCGAGCUUCCUCAAGCGCCCCUGUUGGAGCGCCUCGACGCCAUGCCCUUUGGCCAAGGAGCUGGAGACAGUUCACCCAAGGAGAACGUACUUCUACCUUACCACAUGCCCGCACCCACCAUUUGCCGAGUGUCCAGUUUCUAUGGCUACUCCACCAAUAGUCAAGCCCCCGCGCGCCAUAAUCACACCGUCGUUAUCAAGUGGCACAUCAGCUUCGGAAGAUGCUGAAGAUAACAUGCGCCGUAGGCAGUUGAGCCCAUCCCCUGAGAUCGACUUGUCCUCGCCAGAGUUUGACGACUUUGAUGACGAGCUGCCAUCGACACCUCUGGGUUCACUGUCGUCGCGCAUGCCGCCUAGAAUGCACCACCACAGCUCAAGGCACCAUCGCGGCGCAUCUCCGCCUCUCGAGAAGGACGAGAAGGAGUUCACCCAGACGGCCAACGUGCUGCAGCAAAGGAAGAAAGCGAGCGGUCAUCUAUUGGCAACCGUACCGGUUGACGCAGUUGUGGAGACUCCCUACAACAGCCACGCACGAGAUGAAAACCUCUUUGGAGGCUACCACUCUCACCACCACAGGACUCUUUCGCCAGUCGCCCCGUUGCCAUUGAUGACAUUUUCUGUCACAAGCCCCGCCAUACGACCUUCGUUUGGGCUGAACCUCAAACGGGACGUGGAGGCCGAAAGCUGGGCGCGUCUUGACAGCAUGCUCGAGUGGGACCGCAGCCCCGAGAACAUUGAGCUUGAAGAGCUCGAUGGACUUCUUGAUUUUUAGGGGAUACCUUUGUGUAACCCUGUGUACCAUUUCAUUUAACGCUUCGGCCGAAAUGCCAAGUCGUCUAUUUAUUUCAUUCUGACUUCUUCUACACCCUCACCAACCUCCGUCCUACCGAUGUUGCGAAGGAUGCUGUACUUUUCUCUACUCUUUGUGCUUGUAUCUCGUUUAAUCUGCGACGAAAUGAAACGGUCGGAUUCUCAUGGGAAAGGUCAGGGUUAUUAUUUUUUUUUUGGUGGGCAACAGCAAGUUUGGGUGCUCUGCGUUACAAAAGCACGUGUUUUAUGUGUUUUGAUCCGUGGCUCUUUGUCCAGUGGCGCUCUCUAUCUCUCUUCUCUCUUGCCAUUGGCGUUCAGAAGGCGUCUGAUAUCCCUUGUUUUGCUGUUUGCGUCUUUACCUGCUGUUAUCGUUUUCCGCCAGUUUUUUCCCACUCUACUCAACUGUGUUACAUGGGUUUGUCAAAGGGACCUGGGCAUCAUCAACACUAACACCAUUGCGAUGUUGAUGGCAUCGGGUCCUUCUGACGGGUUCGCGCAUACUUCUCUCGGCAAUGUUUCCGUUGCUGGUUCUCGGGACCAUUGUGGUCCGAGUGGGGAUUAUUAAAAUCAGGAUAUCCACGUGGGGGUAUCCGCCUCAAACUCAGGGAUGUGACGAUUUGCAAACCGAGAGGUGUCUGGUGAAUUCUUCCAUCUUGAUUCAUUUAUUUGUUAUUUUCUGUUGGAAAUACGGGGGAAAAAAGGGCGGAAUUUCGUGGAGAGAAAACUUACAACAAAAUCUGGCGGGGCAUGCAGACAGCGAUUACUUACUUGUUUUGUUGAUGGGUGGUUGGACGGGAUGAUACCUUGUUCUUUACUCAAUAGAUGGAUUCGCUUUUUUUUUGGCCAGCAUAGAGGCGACAUGCCCUAUAUGCGCUUGCGGGGCCAGAAGAUCACUUAUUUGGAUAGACAUCUAGACGAGGAACAGGGCUAUGUAAGGCGUUGCCAGGAUGGGCGGCAUGCGCUGGUACAACCAAAGCCUUGCAACGAAGGCGCCAAUGAAAAGGAGACAAAAGGGACGGAGAAAAGUAUAAACAAAAAAUCUCAACUUUUCCAAUACCAAGCAUGCGAUCGAUCAAUUUUGUUGCCCGUGACGACGCAUGAAGUUACUAUCCACAUUUAAAACAGCAACUGA